This is a messenger RNA of Dovyalis caffra, 444 nucleotides long. The record is from the annotation of a GenBank genome assembly. Lineage: Eukaryota; Viridiplantae; Streptophyta; Magnoliopsida; Malpighiales; Salicaceae.
AUGGCAAAGCAACUUAAGGUCGUUGAGCGGGAACCUUUUGAUUUCUCUUGUACAAUUAUGGCUCUUGAAAAAUUAGGUGUUGGUAAAAGUACCACUAUCAAUUCAAUGUUUGAUGAAGUGAAGAUUGGCAUCGAUGCUAUUCAAUUGGAUCCUUCACUCGUUAAACGCUUUAUCAAGAAAACUCCUCCACAUAUUGUGUUGUAUCUUGACAAGUUAGAUAUUCGGAGUAAGGAUUUUGGUGAUAUGCCCCUCUUGCAUACCAUCGCCAACAUAUUUUGUCCAUCUAUAAGGUUUAAUGCAAUUGUUAUCCCGACCCUACGCAAGCAUCGGCUCCACUCGACGGUCCAAAUGGUAUUGCUUCAAGCUAUGAUAUGUUUGUCAUUUGGUGUUCACAUGUUGUCAAACAAGCAAUUCGUCGAGUUGUUGGAGAUAUGCGAUUCAUAA